This is a messenger RNA of Tripterygium wilfordii, 1104 nucleotides long. Its product is annotated as pathogenesis-related thaumatin-like protein 3.5. Bases 73 to 933 code for a protein of 286 amino acids. Lineage: Eukaryota; Viridiplantae; Streptophyta; Magnoliopsida; Celastrales; Celastraceae. Gene Ontology annotation, cellular component: extracellular region. The record is from RefSeq and is a predicted model, not a curated record. The transcript is spliced from 3 exons. Gene Ontology annotation, biological process: defense response.
UGGAAACCCUUCAUGUUCUCUCUAUCUUCUCUUACCCAUUGGAGGAAGAAGAACAUAGGAGAGACAGCAUAGAUGGCAUCGCUCAAUGACACGUUCCUAUCACUUCUCUUGAUUCUACUCACAAUUUCAAUAGGGACAAAAAUGGUUGAAUCCGCAAGGGUUUUUACAAUGAUCAACUAUUGCAAAGAAACAAUUUGGCCUGCAAUAAUACCAGGAGAGAACUUCAAUGGCGGAGGAUUUCUACUCAAACCAGGCCAAUCUAUUGUAAUAACCGCACCAGUAGGUUGGAGUGGUCGAAUAUGGGGUCGAACCGGAUGCAAAUUUGACAAAACCGGGACGGGUUCAUGUCAGACCGGUUCAUGUGGCUCGUCCCUAAAGUGCACGGGAUCAGGGGCAACUCCUUCAACACUUGCCGAAUUUACCCUCGCAUCUCCCGAUUUUUACGAUGUUAGCCUUGUUGAUGGUUUCAAUUUGCCACUAGCCGUUACUCCUAUAAAUGGUAAAGGGAAUUGCAGUGUUGCUGGAUGUAAUUCAGAUUUAAGACCACAAUGUCCAUCUGAACUCUCUGUUAAAUCAAACGGGAAGGUCGUCGGUUGUCGGAGCGCCUGCGAUGUGUUCAACACCGAUGAGUACUGCUGCAGGGGUGUUCAUGGAAACCCUUCAACAUGUCAACCUACAUAUUAUUCUAAGAAGUUCAAGCAGGCUUGUCCUACUGCAUAUAGUUAUGCAUAUGAUGAUCCUUCCAGCAUUUUUACUUGCACCGGCACCGACUACGUCAUCACCUUCUGCUCAGCCAGGAACCAAACAGUCUGCACUUAUCAUAACAAUAAGCUACAAUGCAGUGGAUCCAACGGCUUAAAAUCAUUGAUGGGGGUGGGGUGGGCUGUGAUGCUUGCAUUGAUGGUUCUAAUCAAUCCCUGGACCGUACAAUAAAACAACCAUUUGUGUUUUGGAAAUUAGAGCAUUUUUCGGUUUUAUUUAUGUGUUAUUCUCUGUCUGAAGCAUCAAGGAUGCUUGGAUUCUUUGUAAAUAUGGGGUUUGUUCUGCUCAAUUCUUUCAUUCUUCUUCUCCAAGCUUGGUUUCUUCAAUAAUCACUAUUCACUA